AUUUACUGCACCUGGUCUCGUGUGCCUUUUUUUUAAGCCUAAGUAUUAACAAAGUUUCCUUUCCAGCAUAUCUGCCAUGCUAAUGGCAGGGUUUGGUUAAAGCAAUCACUGCAUGAUGGAUUAGCCCCUUUUACUCUCGGCAGAGAUCACCCCGAGUCAAGGCCUUGGAAAAAGGAGCAUCUGACAAGGUUGUCUUCAGAGAUGGUUGAGAUGAAACCCUGCUCCCCCACAUGAAUGACAGCCUUAAGGGUGCAAUAUUUUGCCCCUCUCUGCUUUCAGGAGCAAGUAACCCAAUCUGGGUUAUAAAUAGUGCCCUGCUCAUAGGGGGUGGACCAGCCAAGCAGCAAGCCUGGCCAGCUGAGCCAUGACACUGCACAACAACCCGUGGCCUGAUCCAGCCACACACUCCAGCACCCAACCGCCUUUUUUGGGCACAUGCCUUCCAUUCCUGUCGUGUGUGGAGUAGUGAGCAAAAAAGGUGGAUGUGGGCACCACCCCUCUGGGUAAGUCUAGCUUAGUGCCCGAUGGGCCACAUACUCUGGCUGUGGACGUUGUGCUGUGAGCCCCUGAUCAUCUGUAUGCUGGAACUUUCACUGGAACCCGGCCCUGCUGACUGCUGCCAGUUCUCAUUCUGCUGAUGGAUAAACAAACCUGCAAAUGAGGACGUAUCAUGAGAGAGAGCCGGUCUGGGUUGGCCGGACUAAUUUGACCUAUCCCAUGACCCUUCUUGUAAUAUCGGUGGUUGGCAAUCCUUGACUGACUUCUGACGGUGUCCUGAGCCAUGGGGGCCUUUUUGGACAAGCCGAAGACCGAGAAACAUAAUGCUCACGGGGCAGGCAACGGUCUGCGUUUUGGCCUGAGCAGCAUGCAGGGCUGGCGGGUGGAGAUGGAGGACGCGCACACAGCUGUGGUGGGCCUGCCACAUGGCCUGGAUGACUGGUCCUUCUUUGCCGUGUAUGACGGUCACGCUGGCUCCCGUGUGGCCAACUAUUGCUCCAAACACCUGCUGGAGCACAUCAUAAUCAGCAGCGAGGACUUCCGUUCAGGCCCUGAUUCUGUGGAGGGCGUUAAAAGCGGCAUUCGUUCUGGCUUCCUGAAGAUUGAUGAGUAUAUGCGCAACUUCUCGGAUCUACGGAACGGCAUGGACCGUAGCGGCUCUACAGCAGUGGGUGUGCUGAUGUCGCCCGAGCACCUCUAUUUCAUCAACUGUGGAGACUCCCGAGCUGUUCUCAGUCGUGCCGGACAGGUGCAGUUCUCCACGCAAGACCACAAGCCCUGCAACCCACGUGAAAAAGAACGCAUUCAGAAUGCAGGAGGUUCUGUAAUGAUCCAAAGGGUGAACGGCUCUCUGGCUGUGUCACGUGCCCUGGGGGAUUAUGACUACAAGUGUGUGGACGGGAAGGGUCCUACUGAGCAGCUGGUAUCUCCGGAACCGGAGGUGUUUGAGAUCCCACGCGUUUCAAAAGAGGAUGAGUUUGUGGUUCUUGCUUGCGAUGGCAUCUGGGAUGUGAUGAGCAAUGAAGAGCUGUGUGAUUUUGUGCGCUCUCGAUUGGAGGUGUGGGAUGAUUUGGAGAAGGUCUGCAAUUCUGUGGUGGACACCUGUUUACAUAAGGGAAGUCGUGACAACAUGAGUGUUGUUCUGGUUUGUUUCCCCAAUGGACCGAAAGUAUCCGAGGAGGCUGUGAAGAGAGAGGCCGAGUUGGACAAGUUGCUGGAGGCUCGGGUGGAAGAAAUCAUGGAGAAAUCAGGGGAGGAAGGCGUCCCAGAUCUAAGCCAUGUCAUGCACAACCUCCGCCCUGAGAGCAUCCCCAAUUUGCCACCAGGAGGUGGUCUCGCUAGCAAACGCAGUGUAAUUGAGGCUGUUUACAACAGGCUAAAUCCACAUAGAGAAGAAGAUGGGGACAGCCAGGGAGGAGCAGCCGGUGGUGAGGAGGAAGAUGAUGGCAGCACUGCUGCAGCCCACCUGCUGGAGGCGCUACGACAGUUCCGGCUCAGCCACCGAGGCGAAUAUCGGCAAGCGCUGGAGCAGGCGCUCUCAACUUACCGGCUGUCCUGCUUGACAGGUGCCACGACUCGGACCGGCCCCAAGGAGGACCCUCCCUCACCUCCACCAUCUCCAGCCACUGAACCUGUCAACUCUGAGGAGGGACAGGAAGAAGCUGCCACAUCACUGUCUCAGGACAAGCUCUCUGGCGCCCCCACUGCAUGACCCUGACAUCCAAUUUAGUACCCACUAAACCCACCCCACUCUAUCACACCCUACUAUCAAACCCUUACCCAGACCUGCUCUCUGGCCCAGAUUGCUAGGUUGCUUAUCUGUUGGUUAAGUUCCUCUUAGGGCAGUUCCAGUGCAGGUUUUUGGUCAUCUUUAUGGAGAUAUGUUUGUUAGGGUAUCUUGAGUGUUUAGUUUGCUCUGCACGCACCAAGACUCUAUUCAGCCACUCAUUGGUUAAUUUAAUCGAAGGAAUGUUCCGGGUUCAAUACAAGUUUAGCUCAGUCAAGAACAUUUGUGGGUAUACUGUUGAUUACCAAAAAAAAAAAAAAAAAAAAAGUACAUUCGUCCCUUGUUUAUAAAAAGAAAAAAGCAAACAUCGCGUUUACAGUAAGGCACUUACAAUGGAAGUGAAUGGGGCCAGUCCAUAAACAUUAAAAUACACACUGUUUGAAAAGUAUAGUCUCAAGUAGUGAAAAUUAUACAUGUGAGCAUGAUUUUAGUGUGCUAAAAUCAGGGAUUUUCUGGCAUUACAGCAUUUAGCAGAUUACAGGGUUUACCAGCGUUAUGUCGUCAUGAUGAUGUUGUAUUAUUGGAUAUAAAUUUACACAGAUAAGGUUAGUAAGCAAUUUUAUCACACUAAAACAUGUAUGUUACAUAUCGUGGCUGGCUAUACCUCAUGUUUAUGGACUGGGGUAAUCACCAUUGUACCACAAAUGUCAUUGAUUGAGCUUAGCUUGUGUUGAACAAAGGAUAUCCCAUUAUUAUUAAAAGGGGAUGUUUUGAGCACUAUUCUUGGCACUAAAAACCUGCUCUGCAACUGCAUGUGAGGUUAACCUUGGUAUAUCCCAGUUCUGUCUGCAGUAAGCAAUUUUCUGUAUCUCUGCACUUAGUCCAGUAUUUUUUAUAUUUACAAGAGACAUUGUUAUCUAAUAAGUAGUUCUAAAUGUAUGACUUUAGCAGUGCCAUGGAGUUUAAUGAUUUGAUGGUCAUCAUUUUGCACCCAAAGACUUUACCAAUGUACUGUAAAUAGUUAUAUGAUUUCAAUGGGAAUAGUUUGUUAAUUGAGUGGACAGUCUGGGCUGUGCCAAGGAUACAUGUGCCAUGCAAUGCAUGUGUACUCCGCAUUCUGGGUUGUCUUGUGGUUGAUUUAUCGUUUUAGGAUAUUAAUGUGUUCUGUAGAAAGUAUCAGGUACAGCUUGUCUUGUGCUCUUUAAUAUGUUGUUUUGUGUUUGUAUGUCAUAAAAUGUGAUGUGAUAGUGAAUCUGAUCAAAAGCAAUUCUUUCACAAUAUAAAAGGAAACUAAUGCUGAGUGUGUGUGUGUGUGUGUGUUUAUCAACCCCCCCCCCCCCCCCCCUUCUCUUGUCUGCCUUUCAUUGAUUUUAUAAUUUGGAUUGACCUCUCAAAUAUGAUUGUCCUCUGUCUUCUCUUUGAGUGCUCAGGGUUACUAUCCAGGUGUCCCCUUGAGGAAAAAGCACAAAAUGGAAAUGCACUGGCUUUAGAAACUUGGACCAAAUGAGAUUACAGUGGCUCAGUGAAUAUUCUUUACAGAUUACUCUAAGCUCAUACACUCUUUUCCCACAAAAUGCUCUUUGGCUGUAAAUCAGUUCUACUGUUGUACUAUUCCAGUCAGUUAAUGGCUUCACAUUUGAAAUGUAGUAGUCAUUUAUUAAAGGGGGAAAUACAUGCAGACUGCAUUAGCUGUAGGAGAUCAUAUUGCAAUCUAAACGUUAGACAAUGCUGCUACAUGAUCAUUCAUGAAUGUCUGUACUCUGCAGAAGUUGCACAGAGCUUCUUAUCAGUCACCCAAAUGUUUGGAAUUAAGUGUCAUCCCCAAAAUGUCUGAUUUGUUUUGUUUUGCAGAUUUAUUAUCAAAAUAAGCAAUUUGAAGCUGAUUACUUUGGCUUGCAGUCGAUUUCAAAGUUAAUACAUAAUGCAAACUGUGUAAUCCUCUUAACAGUUAAUGUAAGUGCAUGCAUAAUGCUGCAGUUGUUAUUAAACUCGUGUUACUAAUAUGCAGUCUCAGGGCAGAAUCUAAGAGCUUUACUUAAUUGUCUGUUGAGGAUUGUUUGCUGGUUUGGGUUAUGCCCUGGUUUCUUCUAUCCUGGGCAAAAGAUUUAUUUUCAUUUUGUUUCAUGCUGCAGUUCUUUGAACAAAAUAAAUCAAAUGAAACUAUU
Myxocyprinus asiaticus (Chinese sucker) is the source of this 4389-nucleotide messenger RNA. RefSeq names its product protein phosphatase 1B-like. Gene Ontology annotation, cellular component: nucleus; cytosol. Bases 782 to 2209 code for a protein of 475 amino acids. The transcript is spliced from 6 exons. Gene Ontology annotation, molecular function: manganese ion binding; protein serine/threonine phosphatase activity; magnesium ion binding. Gene Ontology annotation, biological process: negative regulation of canonical NF-kappaB signal transduction; protein dephosphorylation; positive regulation of canonical Wnt signaling pathway. The record is from RefSeq and is a predicted model, not a curated record. NCBI's taxonomy places the organism in Eukaryota, Metazoa, Chordata, Actinopteri, Cypriniformes, Catostomidae.